AUGCCUCAAUUCAUAAGAUUUAUUAACAAUCAACUAUCACAUCGUUUUAUCUGUACUAUUGGUAUAUUCGUUGCUUUUUCUUUGGUUACAACAAUAGUACUAUUAAUUUGGUAUCUUCUUACACCUAUAUCUUUGAAUUAUAAAAUUACUCAAACGAAUUUUAUUUGUCCACCAAAUCCAUGUCCAUCGACAACUAGAACAAGCACAAGUUCUACAUUGAGUAUCAGUUCAAUACCGACUACAUCAAUAACUACCAUGCAAACAUCAAUAGCGAUUAUAUCAAGUUCAUCAACAAAACCCACCACCAUAGGCAAAAAACGUACAUAUAAAGAAUCAUGUGAUCAAUUAUAUGAUUGCUAUACUGAAUAUGGAUUAUUAUGUGAAUAUGGAUGGAAUGAAAAUAAAAGUUGUCUAUGUGAAGGAUCUCAUUAUUGGUCAAUUCAACAAAAUAAAUGUCUUCGUAAAGGUGAAAUUAAUGAUUCAUGUGAUAUUGACCAUCAAUGUCAUCGAGAAAUUGGUCUUGUAUGUGAUAAACCACCGGGUUUAUCGAAAAAAAUAUGUGUAUGUGCAGCGAGUAUCUAUUGGGCAAAAGAUUCGAAUUGUGGUAGUCAAACAACUGUUCGUCGUAUUGUCGAUUGUAUUAAUGAGAACUAUGCAACAACAUGUCUCGUUCUUGGUACUAAUAAUAUUUAUCAUAUGGUUACAGUAAGAUCAAUUACUGAAAAAGAACUUUCAUUUGAUUGGUUUCUUAUCGAUAAUCGAAUUUUAGAAGAAUUACCACAACUUAGUUGUACUUUCAAUAAUGACACCAAAUAUUGUUUUGGUUUGAGUGUUGGAGAUUCUCAACAUUCUCUUAAACUUGCUCAAUUUACACGAAAAGGAUUUCAUAGUAUAGAAAAUAUAGGUGGUAUUAAUCAGGGUACUGCAUUUGGUUUAACUGAUAAAAAUAAUGUUGCUGUUUAUGUUCGUAAUUCUCAAAAUAUACUUUAUCGUCGAAUAAUUGUUGAUGAUGAAAUCUUAUCAGUACAUAACAUUGCAUCAUCAUUAUCAGGUGAUCCAAUGUGUUAUAUUUAUGAAUUAUUAACUAGUCGACAAAUUUAUUGUUUUGCUCGAAAUUCGGCAUAUGGUCUUACAGAAUAUGUUGAAUUAUCAAAAGAUACAUGGAAAACUACUCAAUUAAAUAAUCCAACUGAUCGAAUACGUGAUGAAACAGCACCUGUUUGUAGUUAUGUUGGACAAAUACAUCGAUAUUGUUUUGCUAUAUUUGAAAAUGGACAAAUUUAUCGAAUUCUUUCAAAAUCGGGUGUAUGGAGUACAUGGCAAUCUAUCAGUCGAGAACGAAAAUAUCAAUUUAUUGGUCAACCUACUUUUAUAACAUCGAAACCAUUAAAUCAAUCAAGCUCUGAUCAAACAUGUUAUCUAUUAGCAAUUGAUACAAAUAAUAAUUUACAAGUAUCGACAAAUUUAAAUUGUGCUCUAUUAGAUAAUUUUAGUGAAUGGAUAUCAAUAUCAACUAAUUUGAAAUUUAAACAAUUUGAUAAAACAUUUCGAUUACAUGAUGGUAAUAUUGGUGUAUUAGGUAUUGAUGGUCAAAAUCGACCUUAUUAUAUAUUUCUUGAUCCAAAAACUAAUCGUUUUACGUCACCACGUCCAGCAUUUACAGUAAAAUCAGAACAAUUUCGUCCUUAA
Molecule: messenger RNA, 1689 nt
Organism: Rotaria sp. Silwood1
Lineage: Eukaryota; Metazoa; Rotifera; Eurotatoria; Philodinida; Philodinidae
Source: the annotation of a GenBank genome assembly